CGCCCCCACCGCCGGCCCCUGCAUGCCCGGUGCCCGCGUCGCAGCCCACCUGGACGCUCUGGGCCCCCUGGUCUCCUACGUGCAGCCACCGCUGCUGCCCUCUAUGUUCUACGUGGGCCUGUUUUUCGUCAAUGUGCUGAUCCUCUACUACGCCUUCCUCAUGGAAUACAUCGUCCUCAACGUGGGCCUCGUCUUCCUGCCCGAGGACUUGGACCAGGCGCUGGUGGACCUCGGCGUACUCUCCGACCCUGGCUCUGGCCUCUAUGAUGCCGAUUCGGAGCUCGACGUCUUUGAUGGAUAUUUGGAGUAAGGUCCCAAGACUUGCCCUCCACCAUCCACAACUCUUGGCCUGGGCCAGCUGUCCAUAUCAUGCCACUGCCACUAGUUGGAGGCACCAUCUGGACCGGAAUGGGACCCCAGGAAGAGGCCCGGUCUCACUUGGUAGCUCCAGCUAACCUCAAACUCAGGAUCUUGCCUGCCUCAUGGCUGCUGACUUAAUCCAGCCUUGCAAAUAAAGAAACUGAAGACCAGAAAGUGGGAGUCCCAGAGAACAAGGCCAAAUAAGACAGCAGUGUCUCCUGCACAGUGGCCACCGGGGAACAGAAGAGCCUCCGUGAGGACUUGUCUUCCAUGCUCCCCUUCAGUGCCAGCUGCAGCCUCUCCAGGCCCAUCUCUUCUACAUGCUUGUACCUUUUCCCUGAAUUCAUCCAAAAACCUUUUAGAAAAAUUUAAAAGUUCCACCCUUACAGCAGAGUUUCCAGAAAAGUCUAAAGAACUCCUGUGCUCCCCUCACCAGAGCCUGCCAGCCGACAUCCUGUCCAUGUGCUCGAUGCAAGCUCACGUUCUUCUGUGAAUACACAUGCAUGCACAUGAACACACACACAUGUGCACAGUCAUCUCCGAAACAUUUGAGAGUGCCUGCGGACAUGAUGUUCCUUUGGUCCUGGAUAUUUUGCUCUAUAACUUCCUUAAACAAGGAUAUACUUGGUAUCUGUAGCACCAAUGUCAAAACCAGCAAAAUGUUGUUUUUGAGAUGGGCUGCUUCUGUAACCAAGACUGACUGCGACUCCUGAACCCCUGCUCUACCUCCUGAGCACUGGGAUUCCAGGCCUGCUCGUGCCAACAGCCGGGUUCCUGCCCCAGCCCAAGAGUAUGCCAGGAGAGGUGGGGAUCCAGUGCCAAGAUGGGAGAGUUGCCAGGCCCUACAGGAAGGAGAAGGGCUCCAAAGACCUCACCUACCACCCAGUUCUCAGACGUCCUGAAUCAGGCUUGAUUCUCCCGCUUCGUGAUGGAUGUUUACAGGAACCCAGCCAGAGGUCACCUUUCUGCACUUCACCCCCGACUGCACCUGCCACCCCCACUUAACCUCUGGAAAGGACACAAGAGCUGAAGUGGGGUGCAAACAGAUUCAUACUUAGGCUGCUCCCUCCAGCGUCAGACCCAAGACUGUUGAUCACAGUCUCAGGGAGUCACUCUGAAGAAGGAUGCGCCAGGGUCUAGGGCGGGAUUUAACCUCUUCAGGUUGACAGAACUGAGAUGCCGCACUGGAGAAGGCUGUCUCUGGCUAGAAAUCUAUUUUUGGAAGUGUGAGUGGUGUGGAAAGUGUGAGUGGUGUAGAUACUUGAUUUCCAUAAACCUGUAAAAGCAAUACUUAGAGGCUGACUUAUUUCAUUAAAAAAAUGUAAGCAACUCCAA
Molecule: messenger RNA, 1695 nt
Organism: Myodes glareolus (Bank vole)
Lineage: Eukaryota; Metazoa; Chordata; Mammalia; Rodentia; Cricetidae
Source: RefSeq, a predicted model, not a curated record